AUGGCUAUGUUUGGCUAUGCAGUCAUAAUUGUAACAUUCCUUAGCUUCCUAAACUUCUUCAAACGUAGAUUCUAUUGCAAAUGUCCCCUCUUAACCGAUUAUCCUAUCCUUGGCAUGUUACCACCAGUCAUCUUCAACUUGGGGCGGAUCCAUGAUUUUUUCACUGAUAUUUUGAAACAAAAUGGGGGCACUGGGGUGUUCACAGGACCAUGGUUCACCAAAAUGAACUAUUUGGUCACGUGUGACUCUAACAACGUGCAACACAUGUUGUGCAAGAGUUUUGACAACUAUGUCAAGGGACCCGUGUUUCGUGAGAUUUUUGAACCUUUCGGAGAUGGGGUUGUCACUGCUGACUCAGAGACAUGGAAAUACAUUAGAACUAUGCUCCAUUCUUUGAUCAAACAAAGAAGGUUUGAAGCGUUUAUUGAUAAAACCAUUCAAAAGAAGGUGCAAAAAAGCUUACUUCCAAUAUUGGAUCGUGUACAACAACAAGGGACUGUGGUGGAUCUUCAAGAUGUUUUCAACAGGUUCACAUUUGAUAACAUAUGCUCUACUGUUGUAGGACAUGAUCCUAAUUGUCUUUCCAUUGAUUUCCCUGAAGUUGCAAUUGAGAAGGCUUUCAACGAAUCUGAAGAGUCAAUAUUCUAUAGACACACUGUGCCAAGCAGUGUUUGGAAGUUCCAAAAGUGGCUACAAAUUGGUCAAGAGAAGAAGAUGACAGAAGCAAUCAAAACGUUUGAUCAAUUCAUAUACUCAUGCAUAGCAUCCAAGAGAGAAGAGUUAAGCAAAUGUAACAAAAGUGAGAUGGCUGAAGCUCCCUUUGACUUGCUAACAGCUUUGAUAAGUGAAGAGAGAGGACAAAUGCAUGAUGCCAAGUUUCUAAGGGAUGUUGCAUUUAACUUUUUUGUAGGGGGAAGAGAAACCAUAACUUCAGCUCUUACAUGGUUUUUUUGGCUUGUUACUACACACCCUUUAGUGGAAGCCAAAAUUCUUGAGGAGAUCAAAGAAAAAUGUGGGGCUAAUGAGGGUCUUUUAGGCAUGGAGGAGGUGAAAAAGCUUGUUUAUCUCCAUGGUUCUCUAUGUGAAUCUCUAAGACUUUUCCCUCCUAUACCUAUUGAGCGCAAGCAAGCAAUUAAAGGUGACAUACUUCCUAGCGGUCAUCGUAUUAAUGCUAAUACAAUGAUAUUAUUUUCUUUGUAUGCAAUGGGAAGGUUUGAACAAAUAUGGGGAAAAGAUUGCUUGGAGUUCAAGCCAGAGAGAUGGAUAUCUGAGAGAGGAGAGCUUGUUUUUGAACCAUCUUACAAAUUCAUUGCUUUUAAUGCGGGACCAAGGACUUGUUUGGGAAAAGAUUUAUCAUUUGUACAAAUGAAGAUUGUGGCAGCAACUAUUCUGCGCAAAUAUCGUGUCCAAGUGGUGGAAGGUCAUCUUGCUACCCCGAGCCAUUCAAUUGUUCUUCUUAUGAAGAAUGGUUUUAAGGUUAGCAUCGCAAAAAGAGAAAUUUGA
This is a messenger RNA of Abrus precatorius (Indian licorice), 1503 nucleotides long. Its product is annotated as alkane hydroxylase MAH1-like. The record is from RefSeq and is a predicted model, not a curated record. Lineage: Eukaryota; Viridiplantae; Streptophyta; Magnoliopsida; Fabales; Fabaceae. Gene Ontology annotation, molecular function: monooxygenase activity; iron ion binding; heme binding. The transcript has a single exon. The coding region runs from base 1 to 1503 and encodes 500 amino acids.